Messenger RNA from Doryrhamphus excisus (bluestripe pipefish), 7510 nucleotides. RefSeq names its product lipase, hormone-sensitive b (gene lipeb). NCBI's taxonomy places the organism in Eukaryota, Metazoa, Chordata, Actinopteri, Syngnathiformes, Syngnathidae. The record is from RefSeq and is a predicted model, not a curated record. Gene Ontology annotation, molecular function: triacylglycerol lipase activity; sterol ester esterase activity. Gene Ontology annotation, cellular component: cytosol. Gene Ontology annotation, biological process: triglyceride catabolic process; cholesterol metabolic process.
GCGGUCCAUGGGUGUCAGCUAGCCAGGUACGGUAACUGAGAAACUUGAGAGCAUAAACAAGAGUGGACGAACAUGGCGUCGAGCAAGAAAGGCGGCGGGAGCGCCAGAUUUGACAAAGAUGUGAACGGGAGACGCGCGUCCAAACAAAAAGAGGCUCCUGUGGCCACCGACACUGACAGGAGUCACCUGAACAGAGAGGACACAUACAAGGACAGCUUGAAUCUGGAUGCGGUGAUGGACACCAAGGCGGUUUUUGUGGCCCUGUACAAUGUCUGCGAGGAGAACGCCACCUUCUUCUCGGGAGGGGCCAAAGGGCCACAGGGUGAUGCUGCCAGACGGCUGGUGGACACCAUGAAGCUGAUCCAGGAACACGCUCGCAGCCUGGAGCCUGUCAUCUCUGGCUUUGCCUCCGUCUACCACCAUUUCGACUUUGACCCACACAUACCCGCCAACGGCUAUCGCUCACUAGUCAAGGUGGUGCGUUGCUGCCUUCUCCACAUCAUCCACAAGGGGCGCUACAUCACCGCCAACCGCCGCAGCAUCUUCUUCCGCGUUGCCCACAACGCUGGAGAAAUGGAGGCGUACUGCAAUGCUCUAUGCCAACUGCGGGCGCUGCUCUACUUGGCCCAACGAAUGCUGCACGAUAACAGCCACGGUGAACUCUUCUUUCGGGACGAAUGUGGCCUCAGCGAGAGCUUCGUACGUGAAUACAGCUCCAUGCACAAGGGCUGCUUCUAUGGACGCUGCCUGGGAUUUCAGUUCACACCAGCCAUCCGACCCUCUCUGCAGACCAUAGCCAUAGGACUUGUGGCCUUUGGAGAGAACUACAGACGGCAUCAGUCAGGAAUAGUGGAGGCAGGAGGUAUUGCACCCUAUGGUGUAGCAGCCAGCUCUUUUUUUACGUCAGGCAAGUACGCCAUCGAUCCAGAGUUGAGAGGGGCGGAAUUUGAGCGCAUCACUCAGAAUCUUGACGUCCAUUUCUGGAAGACUUUCUGGAACAUUACUGAGACUGAAGUGCUUUCGAGCCUCGCUAGUAUGACAUCUGUUACAGUCAAGGUAAACCGAGCAUUCUCUGUGCCUCCCGUGCCCUUUGACCUCCCCCUGGCAGCCAACCACACGGCCUCUGUGACCAUAGCGCCCCCGUCAGCGCACAUCGGCACCGCUCCCGUUCAGAUGAGACUCAUCUCCUAUGACUUACGGGAAGGACAGGACAGCCCGACGCUGUUGGCUCUCACCCGCUCCGAGGCAGGCUCCAUUUCCCUUUCACUGGGUCUGAAGACCAAGCACCUACCUUCAUCCUCCUGCCUUCUCAUCCACUUCCAUGGGGGAGGCUUUGUGGCUCAGACAUCCAAAUCUCACGAGCCCUAUCUCAAGAGCUGGUCCCAGGACCUAGGCGUCCCCAUUCUGUCAGUGGACUACUCCCUGGCCCCCGAGGCUCCAUUUCCACGGGCCCUGGAGGAGUGCUUUUAUGCGUACUGCUGGGCGCUGAGAAACCACCACCUACUAGGCUGGACCGGGGAGAAAGUGUGCCUGGUGGGCGAUAGUGCCGGAGGAAACCUGUGUGUGACGACAUCAUUGCGGGCUGCAGCCUACGGCGUUCGAAUGCCAGAUGGCAUCGUGGCUGCCUACCCGGCCACCCUGCUGACCGCCUACGCCUCGCCCUCCCGUCUGCUCACCCUCAUGGACCCCCUGUUGCCGCUCAGUGUGCUCUCCAAGUGUCUCAGCGCCUAUGCAGGUAAUGAGCCGCAGACUGAGAAGCAGGUGGAAAGGGUGAGCACGCUCAGCAUGAUGCGAAGGGACACAGCGCUGCUGUUGCGAGACUUCCGACAGGGAGCGUCCAACUGGAUCCAUGCUUUACUGGACUCGAACAGAGCCGCCAACCCGCCCAGUACAGAUGCAGAGUCCGGAGGGACCACUGAAGCAGUGAGGAAAAGCGUGUCAGAGACGUCCAUCUCCUCUCCUCAUGUGGACCCCACGGUGCCUUCUGAGCCCUCAAACCUCCACACCGGGAAAUUAUCUAUGAAGAGCCAAACAUGCCAGGACCUGGGAAUCCAUAAUUCCACCUCCCACUGUGCGCCCCUCCUCUCCGAACGCACUCCUGAAGAAGUCAAUUUCUCCAUCUCCAAUGAACCUGAUUACUCCCCACCUGCAAACCUGCCUUCCGUGGCGAUACCACCCCCUGGUGGCGAGGAGGGAUCUGAGUUCCCGCUGGGCUUUGAGCCCCUGCGUUCACAGCAGCUUUCUGAGAUGAAGUUGCACAGUUCGCCGGUGGUCAAGGACCCAUUCUGCUCCCCUCUGCUGGCCCCUGAUAGCAUGCUGAAAGCUCUUCCGCCUGUUCACAUCGUGGCUUGUGCACUGGACCCCAUGCUGGAUGACUCUGUGAUGUUUGCCAAGCGCCUGAGGAACGUCGGGCAGCCUGUCACGCUGUGCGUGGUGGACGACCUCCCCCAUGGCUUCCUCAGCCUAUCACAGCUCUCCAAGGAGACCAGGGAGGCCGGCAAUGUGUGCGCCGAGCGAAUCCGCGCCGUCUUCACCCAAGAGGAGACGCCCCCGGAGCCACGCAAACACCGCAAGCUGGAACGGACCGACAGGGGCUUGCUGGCCCACUCCGAGGACGCCACUACCCUUUUUGAUGGAGGUGAGCUGGAUAAGGAGCUUGGGGCUAAAACGACUGAAGAUUUUGUAACUGUGGCUGAAAGCAGCACUGACAUCGGGGGUGUGGAAGCUUAGAUAAACUUUCAUUAUAAGACUCUACUUCAUACAAGCAGUAAAGAUCACCAGAGACAAAAGCCCCUUUUUAUGCUGCCCUGUAAAGGCCAGAUUUUUUUUUUUCCCGCUUGUUGCUGUUCUGUAUAAAUGGCAACGAAAAGGAAUGGGGUCGUAACAGGUGGCACGCUACCUGUGUAAGGGUAUGCCGCAAUUCUGGGACCAUAUGUGUCCAACUUUGUUGCUGUGUGAAAGCGCAAUAUCCUGCUGCGCAGCACUGAUGCGACCAUUUUGCAUAAUCUCUGUGUGUGAAAUUUAUACCAGAUAACAGAAGCAAUUGACACGGACCGGGAAUUCUCCCUCUGCUGUAAAAUGAUGGCAUUCCUGUAUGAACGCCAUCCUGCACUUAUAACCCAAUAACAUGGUGAUUCAUAAGUACAGUAAACCUCGGAUAUAUCGGAUUCAAUUGUUCCCACUGGUUUUGUCCGAUAUAAGCGAAAUCCGUUAUAUGCGUAUACCGGAAAAUGUCCGUUUCACGCAUAUAUCUGAUUUAUAUCCGGUAUAUGCGUAAAUCGGAUUUUAUCCGUUAUAAAAAGGCACUUCCUUGACUAUGUUUUCAAUGUACCUGGACGCGCAGGCAACGCUGCAAACGCUGCAAAUGACGUCGUAUAGCGGCCUGUCACGAUUCGGCGAAUCGGAGCGCCACGAUGCGGCCAUCCGAUAUAUGCGAGGGAAAUUUAAUGGAAAUGCAUUGGAACGGGAUGUCCGAAAUAGGCGAAAUCCGUUAUAAAAAAUCCGAUAUAUGCAAUGAAUUUUUAUUUUUUUAUUUUUUAUUUUUAUUGGAAAGGCAUUACAGAAAAAUUGGUUCUUUUUUAUCUGUCCGUUGUGAGCGAAUUUCCGAUAUAUCAGAGUCCGAUAUAUCCGAGGUUUACUGUAAUUGUAAUAUAGCAGCAGGGAUUUUUUUUUAAACGUAAAUCAGCACUCACUUACACAAGGCAUCGUGGAUUAUUUCUCCAAGCCAAAAUGCUCGACUCGAUCCUGUGAUUCAUCACACACCGAGCCUGCUAAUCAGAUAAAAUGUUCCUCCGUCAAAUCAUCGCAAUCUGAAUGGCCCCUUGUCCUGCUGGAGAGUCUCUUCCAAAUCACACUUGAUAACUGUGCAUUGUGCUCUCCCCAUUACUCCCAUUUUGCUGUCAAUACAAGCUCACUUUGUGGACGCUAACUCUGUUGACAUGCAGCCCAAAUUGGAUUAACUCACUUUCAAAAAGUGUAACAGACUUUGAGAGGCUGCACUGAAGUUUUAUCUCCUGGUAAUCAUUUGCUAAAGCGUCCUAUUUUUCUAUUUUGCUGUAUGUAUUUAGUCGUUAAUCCACAUGCUGUUGAUUACACAGUUUGAAUGUGCUCAGAACUUCACGACCAGCUGCUCUGCGGGUAAAUGAGUAUUCUUAGUACUGAGUACUGAAGAGGAUUUGUAAUCAUUAGUACAUAAUAGUAGUUCAUGUAAUAUUUACCCACACACGAUAUUACGAAUGCAAGUAAUGCAUUUUGGAACCUUGAGUAUUCCAGUGUCGGCUAGAACAGUGAUUUUCAACCACUAGCGUACCUUGAGAAACCGUCAGGUGUGCCGUGAGGAAUUAUCCAAUAUCACUUUUUAUAAUUAACAUUUAUUAAUCAUCAUUUGCAAAUAUUAUGUCAGUAGCCUUUAUGUCAAUAGUAUACAUGGACCCAAAUCCAGACGUUCUUCAGUUUUAAAAAUGGAGGCCAGCAAUUUUGAUUCAAACUAAAUUUCAAGACUGAACAGACGAAAAACUGUCAAUACGGAGAUAUUCCGACAAGUGAAAGAAAAACUUGGGGAAGCCGGUAUCACGUGAUGUUGAUGUUUACGUUUUACUGGGCAUGCCCUAUUGACUAUUCUGUUUGAUUUUCAGGGUGCAUGUAGACAAGAGAUUGGAAUAUUCCUUUCUAUGGAUACCAUUGUUUCCCGAAAGGUCAUUCGGAAAGAGAAAAAGUCGUCAUGUUAAAAACGUGGCUACUGUCGAGUGUCUGUGGUGUCAAGACUGGCAGAGCAAUGGAAUAUCGGUCCGUGUGGCAACACCUACCUUGUUCCUCCGAUAGACUUAUUGAUUGAUUGACAUUUUGUAACAUUUUUGGUUCGUGGUGUGCCACAAGAUUUUUACAAUGUAUAAAAAAAAAAAACGUGCCGUGGCUCAAAAAAGGUUGAAAAUCACUGAGCUAGAAGAUGCUAAAUAGUAUAUUUUCACACUUUCCUCGACCGCACAAUCCCCUUGCUGCUUCUUACUGCUUCUUCACACUGCACGCAGUGUGUCAAAGUCGCACUUCUGUCAACACGACUGAUUUCGUGCCUGACGAGCUGCUUUCACAAAUCCCAAGUGUUGCUGCUUUGAGGACCCUGACCAAGAAAAGAGAUUGCACGGGCCCUUGCUGCUGGUUCCAUCUCCACAGUCUUCUUAUUCCGAGCCGCAUCCAAAUAACUUGAGGUCACGCCUUUUUUAGAAGUGUUUUGCAACAGAAGCACAGAAAUUGUUCAGUAUGUGGGGGGGGGGGGCUUUCUGUAACUGCCAACAAUGGCGGCGAUAAACUGCACGCCACAGGGUGGCGUUUUUCAGGUUCAUGUGAUGGCGGGCGGAAAGGAUUUAGCCAAAGUGCUACAGAGAAGAGGGAUUUUUCAGAAGUAGAAGACGUACUAUAGCGGAUUAGGCGGCGCUCGCUUGUGUCAGCCUGAAGUAUUUACCGCAACAUUUUCCUGUCGGAUUGAUGAAGAAAGGCAGCAGCAUCAAAGACUAGACUGAGCUUUUAUUUUCAUCCUCUCUCUCUCUAGCACGCUAUAGGCCUCAAGUUUGCGCCUUCUUGCACUUUUGCUGUGGUUUGUCCUGAUGUUUGUAAGCGACUUUAUGGCUUGUAGAAUUUUUUGGGGUUAUUCUGUCAGUCCUCGCCUGUGUGCCCGAAGCUACCACGUCGGUUGCACUGAGGCCCGUACUAGCACUUUAAUCAUCACCAGCUGCUCAAACGACCAAACAUAGGUUCUCAAGGAUAUUUACUUUUCGUUUAAGCUAGCUGUGCACUGUCAAUUAAGUAUGAUUCUGAGUAGAUUUAUUGUCGUGUCAGGUGUUGUUUGUAAAAACCAAAGUAUCAGAUCUUGAACUGUCGUACAACAAUGGGGCGGUACUCUCAGUUGAGUAAGCUGCGAUACAAUGCUACAAUGCUAAUAUCGAAGUACAACACUCGAUAUACAGUCGUCCCUUGCUAUAUCGUGGUUUGAACAUUGUUCCCUCAAAAAUAUCUUAAUCAAAAAUUAUUUGAUUAAUUUGAUCACUAAGGUUGACGAUUUGUCAAAAAAUUUUGAAAGACAAGUUAUAUGUAAUAUUCAGGUCAUGAAGCAUCAGUAAUGCUACAUUGUUGAGGCAAUGUAUUACAUUACCUUAAAGGUAACCAACAAGCCGCAUGGAAAUCCGCCAGUGGGGGCAGUAUAUCCAAUCCAAUCCACUUUAUUUAUAUAGCACAUUUUAUAAACAGAGUUUCCAAAAUUAAAAAGUAAUAAUCCAAAACUAAAAGAUCAAAACUAAAAGAUCGAAACAUGCAUCUUCCACAGUACUAAACUAAAGUGGACAAAAUUUGCCAUUGUUUACUGAACUUCCAACAUGGCGUCUACUUCUUGAAGAAUAGGAAUUGUGCUGUAUUUAUUUGCGACAGAAGAGGAAGAGAAGGUGGUCCUUGAACACAACAGGGUGACAAUGUGCUUACAAAAAACAAAAAACACAUGACUGAAAACAUGACUGAUUUGACUUGGAAAUAAAACCCGCUCUUUUUAAUGCACACCAAAUACAUAUAUACAACUACAAAUAAGUUACAAAUAAGCAGGAUCUCCUGCUCGUCGGCCUAGUUAGAAGAUUUCCUAGGUGUUUAGUGCGGGAAAUUCGGGCUGAACAGAGCCAAGCCGACCUCGCGGAUCUGUAAAACAUAAAGCAACCUUAACAUAGUCAGCCCUGGCAUGUCUGACUUGAUAGAGUAGGGAGAAAAGUUAUCCUCCCAUUCCAUGUGGAAGUGGUAAGUCUUCUUACUAUGUUCUUCUUCCCCACUCUAUUGGAAACAUUUUUUUUAAGUUUAGAUUAAGUAAACUGGAGAGGCAAACUUGUUAGCUCGGUAUCUUGCCAUGGUAGAAGCAGCCAUAUCUUUUGUCCGUGCAUUGUUCCGGUAGCCUGUGCAAUGUGGUAAAUAAAAAAUAGUAGUUUAAAAGUAACAUGUUCAUGUCUACAGGGCUGUAAUGUUAUGUUAAACAGAAAUUCACUUAUCGCGAUUGGUUCUGGAAUCACUUCUGGAACGGCGGGGACGACUGUAUUAGGAAACUUAAGUUUGUUUUCAAAAGGCUUUUUGAAGUGUAUUUCAAAGUGCCGAAUUUGAGACAACUUUUAUAUUUGAGUAAAUCGGGUAAUGUUCAUUACGUCAAAGAGGCUAAACAAUACAUGCAAAUCAAGAUAGGAAGUGUGUCGGUUGGGUCUCUACACAUCAUUCUGUAGUUUUAAGCACAGUUCAAGGAACAAGAUGUAUUGCUUCGUUGUUAGCUUUGUUUUUAGCAUCAGCAUUUCAGGUCUACAGACAGUUGAGUGUCUCAGUUCAGUUAAAAAAACAAGUGUACUGUAUGUCCAGCUUCAUACAUGACUGAGUAUUUAGAACAACAAAGUCUAUAAAACACAUUAGUUGAGUCAGGGUUUUAAUUUUUUUUUUUAAAUGCUGCUGAUCCGCAUAUUGCCUGAAGUUCCUGUUGGCUUUUUUUUUUUUUUUUUUU